AUGGUUCAGAUCGCCAUACCAUUCUAUCCCUUCAAUGCAUUCCACCCGUGGACGCUCACUUUGAAUACGAUCGCGUUCUGCAUGAUCUUGCUCGCCGGGCUCUGGUUUACUCGUCGUAAACUCCGUGUUCAAGAGAUUCCAGGACCAGUCGAUGAUGCUUCGUGGUUAUACGGAAAUCUUCCCGAGCUUCUCUUGACCCAGCCCUAUGGCAAGUUUGAGUUCCAAUGGCAAGAGAAGUAUGGACCCGUAUAUCGUUUCAAGGGAUGUUUCUCUGAGGAUCUCCUUUUUAUCUCCGACCCGGCAGCCGUCCGAUAUAUUUUAAACGAUGCAAAAUCAUUUGAUUUUUCUCCGAACCGGGCGUUCAUGGUGUCCAUGAUCUUUGGAAAGGAUGCUCUCCCGGCACUGCAUAAUGGAGGAGAAGCCCACCGUCGGAUCAAGAAUGCCUUCUCACCCGCCUUUGCGCUCGCACGCCUCCAGUCUUGUAACGAUUUGAAGGCCGUCGAUAGACUCAUGGAACAAUACUUGGAGAGGAAACUAAGCGACUCAAAUGCUACUGUCGACAUUUAUCAUCUCCUCCAACAUGUGACUUCAGACAUCAUUGGCGAAGUCGGUUUUGGCCAGAAAUUUAAUGCCGUAGAGACCAACGGAGGAGAUAAAGUGGUUCAAAGCCACCAGAAUGUACUUCUGUUGGGCUCGAGGGAUUCAAAGAGUGCAAUUUUGGGGGAGAGCAUUGUAUCUCAUUUGCCUCGUAUCGUGUUGAGUUCCAUGCUCUACCUUCCCACGCCGACAGUUAGGACGCUUCACGAUUUCCGUACAAUCAGUGAGGAAUGGGCAGGAGCCUUGCUAAGGACCUGUGAUAGUACCGAUGCUGGGUUGGUCGGUCUUGUCGGUAUGUGUAUUCCCGACUAUUUGCGCCUUUCAAGUCCCCCAGACUUCUUCCUAGCAAACAAGAACAAGAACAAGGAACUAUCAUUCGACGAAAUCAGUCAACAAGCCUCGUCGAUUGUAGUUGCCGGACAGGAUACGACUGCAAAUGCUCUUGUGUGGGCGAUAUAUGAACUUGCGAAGUGGCCAGAAUGGCAAGAUAAAGUAAGGAAGGAGGUCAUGGAAGCACAAGGUGCAGGAACAGGUUCAGAUAAACUCGAAUACCUCAAUGCACACAUCAAGGAAACUCUACGCUUUCAUUCCAGUGUCCCUAUUACCGAGAGAGUGGCUUUCAACGAUACUGUCCUUCCACUAUCUCGCACAAUAACCACGAGUUCUGGUCGAGUCAUCACUCAACUACCAAUUAGGAAGGGCCAGAUGAUUUAUGUCGGACUUGCCUCCUAUAAUAGGAAUCCUCACAUUUGGGGCCCCAACGCCAGUACGUUUGAUCCAUUUCGCUGGAUCGAUGGUCGAUAUAGUUCAGAAAGCCUUCCCGGGUCGAUCGGGCCGUAUUCGAACCUUGCCUCGUUUGCUGGAGGGGCCCGCAUAUGUCUCGGUUGGCGGCUUGCUCUGCUAGAAAUGCAGCUCGUUCUCUCAGAAUUUGUCUCCAAGUUUCGGUUCAGCUUUGCUCCUGGACAACAGAAUAACGUGGUUUCACGCUUCGCUUUGACCUUGUUGCCUGUCGAUGUUGAGAGUGGAAAGCCGAGUCUCUCUGUCCUUGUACAACCGAUACAGGCUCAUGAAGGUUAA
This is a messenger RNA of Marasmius oreades (fairy-ring Marasmius), 1674 nucleotides long. RefSeq lists its product as uncharacterized. Gene Ontology annotation, molecular function: oxidoreductase activity, acting on paired donors, with incorporation or reduction of molecular oxygen; monooxygenase activity; iron ion binding. Lineage: Eukaryota; Fungi; Basidiomycota; Agaricomycetes; Agaricales; Marasmiaceae. The transcript has 13 exons. Bases 1 to 1674 code for a protein of 557 amino acids. The record is from RefSeq and is a predicted model, not a curated record.